UCCGUGGAGAGAUGGCUGUGGAGUCUCUGCUGGUUUCUGUGAAGUCGAAACGGGCUCUGUGGACAAACAGCAGGAGGCGAGAAACCCCGCCGCAGUUCGCUUCAAACUCCAUUUUUGUUUAAAUAACAACGGUUUGAGAAUCCAUCAGCACUCCUGAAUCCUAGAGAACGGGGAGAUAAGGGGCUCUCCGUUUCUCUCCUUCUGUUGUCCAAGACCUGGACAGGUUUGUGUUGUAGCUGUGCGUCCGGGGAGGCGACCAGGCUGCCCGGAUGAAGAGCACUCCGGGACACAGAGACACAGCUGAUGCAGGGCAUGCAGGUGUUUCUGCAAAUAUGAUGAAGAAGAAGAAUCCCCAUAAGAAACACAAAAGCAGUCUGGGUCCAACCACCAAAGUUCUGCCGCAGCCUCAAAGCAACAUCGUCGGCUGCAAGAUCCAACACGUGUGGAAAGGAGGAGGAGGAGGAGGAAACGUGGUCUGGAAAGGAGCGGUGCUCGACCAGGUGCCAGUGAACCCAGCUCUCUAUCUGAUAAAGUACGAGGGUUUCGACUGCGUUUAUGGUCUGGAGCUUCAUAAAGACGAUAGGGUUCAGGGACUGGAAGUGCUCCCGGACAGACUGGCAAAAUCCCGUCUAACGGACGUCAACCUAGCCGAGACCAUGAUAGGUAAAGCAGUGGAGCACAUGUUUGAGACGGAGGAGGGUCCAAAGGAGGAGUGGAGGGGAAUGGUGCUGGCCCGGGCUCCCAUCAUGACCACCUGGUUCUACAUAACCUACGAGAAAGACCCGGUCCUCUACAUGUACCAGCUGCUGGACGACUACAAAGAGGGAGACCUCCGCAUCAUGCCCGACUCAAACGACGGUGUCCCGGCGGAGAGGGAACCCGGCGAGGUGGUGGACAGCCUGGUGGGCAAACAGGUGGAGUACGCCAAAGAGGACGGCGGCAAGCGGACCGGCAUGGUCAUCCACCAGGUGGAGGCCAAGCCCUCCGUCUACUUCAUCAAGUUUGAUGACGACUUCCUCAUUUACGUGUACGACCUGGUCAAAACUUUGUAAGACUUUGCCGAAGCCUCCCUCGUGACAGAAACUAAAUGAAACAUCUGAAGCAUUCGAUCCAGCACUGGUUCCAUCAAAGAAAACCCACAAAAGGAAGAAACACAUGAUAGCAGGGACAGUUCAUCCUGACCUUAGACCCUUGAAAUAUCAAAACAUUGGCCACGGCUUUAUUACUCUUACAAGGUCCAACAUGUCUGUUUUCCUCCAGAAAAAGAUUUUAAAAGGAUACAACUUUGUCUUUGUGGAAUCUGAAAGUCGAUACAAAAAUGACCCGACCACUAAAAUCCUUUCAUGCUUUUUCUAAGACGUCCUUAAGUCCGAAGAAACUAAACCAUCAAAUUCAUCUCCAGUGUCUGAUUUCAUCCGGUGGGCUGGUGGUCGAGGAAAAGGUGUCAGUGAAAGGUUUGACAAGGAGACGAGAUGAGGAAGUGCGGUCGCCGUCCCUGAAACGUGGUCUGGAGCGGCUGGCGGUGUGGAAACACCACAAUACUGAUGAAGUAGGUCCGGGUCGCACUCCCUCCCAUGAAGCGCCCUGGUGGAAGAAGGGAGGACUGAAGACACUUCUGGUCUUCUGCAUCUUUGGACUCCUUUUAUUAUUAUUGACUAAUUUUGAUUCACUAUCUCAUAGUUUUGACUUAAUCUUUGACAACAAAAUCUCAACUUUCACUUGACAAGCUAAAUACAUUGUUGCCGUAAUUAAAAGGACAUUUUCAUUUUGUAUUAGUUAGUAAAAUCUUUAAUUCAGAUUCACAGAGAGGGUUUUAUUGUAACAGGGAAUCUUUUGUUCCCUCUUGGUCCAGGUUUAACCUCAAAGUUGGACUUUGAAAUAUCCCAAAAUGUAAUACGUGGCCCUUUUGUUCCAAUGAGGUGGCACAUCUGUCCCGAUGUUAAAGACAAUCGUGAUUUCACUAAAGCUUUUGGAUCAAAGGAAACCGAGGCUGAAACUUGUGUCCUUGGCAGUUUGACUGAAACGUAAACACCUGGAUCUCUCGGCUCCUCCCUCCUUUGGACACAGUGGCGGAUUCUAAGGACCAUAAAUCAUGAUGUAAUGCACCUUAAAGAUUCUCCGAGGCAUCGGGACACCGGUUCCCUCCCGUCUGGGCCGAGGACGUUGUGACUGAACUAAAGUUCCACGUUUGUAUUUGCACUCAAACCAAAAGAUUCUGGUCCUACAGCUUGUGUGCAGUAAGAGAGGAGAUGAAGAGAUUAAAACAAUGAAGGCUUAGAUUUACUUUUUUUCAACAAAUGUACGUUCAAUUUUAAGAGUAUUUGCACCAGACUGAAGGUUUUCCAUCCAUCGUAACUUGUGUUUGAAGUUUAGAAUCGAGCUUUUACCGAUAUCUCCAAUCCUCGUUAAUUGAAGCAAAAGCAUGUUGAAAUUGAUGGCUGGUGGGAUAAUUCUGGUUUAUUACAACAGAGCUUCGAAGUGUUAACAUUAUGAUGGCACAGGCAGAGAUUUUAAUCCAAUAAACCUUUUUGUGUCAAAUUCA
Cyclopterus lumpus (lumpfish) is the source of this 2542-nucleotide messenger RNA. RefSeq names its product spindlin-1-like. The record is from RefSeq and is a predicted model, not a curated record. Lineage: Eukaryota; Metazoa; Chordata; Actinopteri; Perciformes; Cyclopteridae. Gene Ontology annotation, biological process: gamete generation. The transcript is spliced from 8 exons. The coding region runs from base 270 to 1052 and encodes 260 amino acids.